AUGGAGUUGAAUCUAGUGGGAAACAGCUUCUACAACGAGAUUCCUCAAGAAAUUGGUCUUUUAAAAAGACUGGAAAUAUUAGAACUGGUGAAUAACUCCAUCAGUGGUAAAAUUCCUUCCAAUUUAUCAGCUUGUUCUAAGCUUACAUGGGUUGACAUGAGAGGCAACCAACUAACAGGAGAAAUACCUGCUUCGCUGGGUCUCUUGUCAAACCUGAAAGUCUUUGGCGUUUACAACAACAGUUUGAGAGGGAGUAUCCCACCUUCAUUAGGGAACAUAUCAUCCCUAGAGAAACUUUCUUUGAGUUUAAACGCGUUAAGUGGGAUUAUACCUGAAGCUCUUGGAAGGCUGACAAAUCUUUCAUAUUUCAUUGCAGCGGGAAAUGAAAUAUCUGGUACUAUUCCAGUCUCAAUGUUCAAUCUCUCCAAUCUUAGAAAAUUUGAUAUUGGUGUCAACAAUAUUCGAGGUACUCUUCACUCUGACUUAGAAAUCAUUAUGCCAUAUGUUGAGACCUUUUCCAUAGGAUCCAACCAAAUCUAUGGACAAAUCCCAGUUUCAAUAUUCAAUGCCUCAAAUCUGAAAAUACUUCUACUUGAUGAUAAUAGACUCAGUGGAAAUGUGCCUUCAUUAGAAAAGCUGGAUAAAUUGUACAGAUUUUCCUUAUACAAUAACCCUCUGGGACACGGGAGAGAAGGUGACUUGAGAUUUGUCUGCAGUUUAGUCAAUAAAACCAAACUAGAAAUUCUGUGGUUAGGCUUAAAUAAUUUUGGAGGGGUAUUUCCCAAAUGCAUUAGCAAUUUUUCUACAACCCUUUUACAAUUAGUAAUAGAGAAGAACAAAAUAGUGGGAAGAAUACCGAGUGGGAUUGGAAAUCUCAUCAAUUUGGAGGUGCUAGGUGUUUCAGGAAAUCAUUUAUCAGGCCCCAUUCCCUUUGAUAUUGGGAGGCUUCAGAAGCUGACACUCUUUCACGGUGACACUAAUUCUCUGUCUGGGACUAUUCCUCGUUCUAUUGGAAAUUUAACAAUGUUAAUUAGACUUGUUUUAUAUCUUAACAAUCUUCAAGACAACAUUCCUUUAAGUCUAGGCAAGUGUAAAAUGUUGCAAUAUUUGGAUCUUUCUGAUAACAAUCUUAGUGGACCAAUACCUCGGGAAGUAUUUGGAGUCUCAUCCUUGACCAUUUUACUAGACUUGUCAUCAAACUAUUUGAGUGGUAAGCUUCCUGUUGAAGUAGAAAAACUGAGAAAUCUAGGUCAAUUGGAUGUCUCUGAAAACAGGUUAUCUGGCAUUCUUCCAAACAGCCUUGGUAGCUGCAUAAGUCUAGUGAAGUUGUUCUUGAAAGGAAAUUCGUUUGAAGGGUUCAUUCCAUCAUCUUUGAGUUCAUUGAGAGGCCUUGAGGCAUUGGAUAUAUCUCACAAUAAUCUUUCGGGUGAGAUUCCAGAAUUUCUUGUGAACUUUGAGUCAUUAAAGUAUUUAAACCUCUCUUUCAAUGAUUUUGAAGGAGUGUUACCAAGUGAAGGAGUCUUUAAGAAUGCAAGUGCUACGUUCGUUGAGGGAAACAAUAAGCUUUGUGGAGGCAUUCCUGAGUUACACUUAUCAAAAUGCGACUUGAAAAAAUCAUCAAACAUUUCCCUUAAAUUGAAAAUUAAAAUUAUUAUUGUGGUUUUAGGAGUGACUUUGGUUUUCACUUGUCUCCUCUUCUUGUGGUUGAGAAAGAAGAAAGAGCAAAAUCCAACAUCAACUUGUGCAGAAAAUUCACUUUUGCAGUUAUCAUACCAAAGUCUCCUAAGGGCUACUGAUGGAUUUGCCACACAUAAUUUGGUUGGUUCGGGAAAUUUUGGUUAUGUGUACAAAGGAAUUCUCGAAGAGAGUGGUGUAUCUAUUGCAGUAAAGGUGCUUAAUCUUCUGAAUCGUGGAGCAUCGAGGAGUUUCUUAAUUGAAUGUGAGGCCUUGAAGAACCUUCGACAUCGAAAUCUUGUCAAGCUUGGAGGACUGGCUGCAUCAAUCUAUCACCAUGAAUGAACCAGAGACAAUGCGGAACUUGAAUUUCUUUCAAAGAGUUAAUGUGGCCAUAGAUGUUGCUCAUGCACUCGAAUAUCUACACCAUCAUUGUGAAACGUCAAUCAUUCAUUGUGACCUCAAACCAAGCAAUAUUUUACUCGAUGACAAAAUGGUUGGCCAUAUAAGUGACUUUGGCUUAGCAAAAAUUAUUUC
This is a messenger RNA of Hibiscus syriacus, 2211 nucleotides long. RefSeq names its product probable LRR receptor-like serine/threonine-protein kinase At3g47570. The coding region runs from base 1 to 2019 and encodes 672 amino acids. The transcript has 2 exons. NCBI's taxonomy places the organism in Eukaryota, Viridiplantae, Streptophyta, Magnoliopsida, Malvales, Malvaceae. The record is from RefSeq and is a predicted model, not a curated record. Gene Ontology annotation, biological process: protein phosphorylation. Gene Ontology annotation, molecular function: protein binding; ATP binding; protein kinase activity.